UAUUUUUCCAUGUUCUUUCUUGCUGUGGAUUAAGCGUCUGAUUAUUUGACUAUUCACUUUAAAUCCAGGGUGAAUUACUAAAACAACAAAGCAGCUACAAUGAGUGUGGAACUAAACAUACUGCUUAUCCUGUCAUGCUCUCAUGACAAAAAAACAUUACAUGAAUCAUGAUAUAAUGAGACAAAAGAAAAUUAAACAGCUGACGUGAAUGUAGAAGCCUAUUGUCAUUUAUUUUCUAUCAUGGAUUUGACAGCACUGAUCUAUCUUGCACAAGGUAUGGGGGCGAAGUAUGGCUAGAUUCAUUUUCAGUGUUUUUUUAUAUUUCAUUUAUUUAUAUAUUUAUUCAUUUUUCAGGAAUGACAACGUUUUUGGACUUAACAGUCCCAGCAAUCUGGUCCUUACUCUUACAAAGUUUUAUUUUGCUUCCCUUGUCUUUAAAAAAAAAAAAAAAAAUGUUAGAUCAGGAUUAUUAAACCUGUCUUCACCUGUAGCUGAUCUUAGAUCAGGAUUAUUAAACCUGUCUUCACCUGUAGCUGAUCUCAGAUCAAAAUUAUUUAUUAUUUGGGCCCGAGCACUGAGUGGUGCGAGGACCUAAUUGUUUUUGCUCAAGUUGUGUUAUUUUCCAUCAUCGCAUGGACUUUAGAGGCCAUUAGCAUAUUCAAAAACACAAGAAACUUGGCAGGCGCAUCCUGUCUUCUAAAGAUUUUUAUAUUUUUUGGGUUUCAAACUUGAAAAUUCAAAACUGUGUCAAUAGUGCCCCCUAACAGUUUUCAAAGUCAAAGCCUCUUCCUUUUACUUUGUUGUAGAUUCAUGAAAUUUUGUGUGCAGGUACUGCUUGGAGAGAUCUACAAAAAAUCCUCUUGGGCCUACACUCCAUCUCCAACAGGAAAUCCGCCUUUUGAAAAAAUUAGUGACAAUUGGGCUAUUUUUGCCCUGUUCCAGGGGUCAUAUCUGGAUGAACUCCUCUGAGGGAUUUGAUCCGAUCAGCUUGUACUUUGGCACAGAGGUAGAUGAGACAUGGAUGAUGAAAAUUCUUUCAGGGCUUUCUCAUUAGUUAAAAGGUGUGGCCGUGGCGAGCCCUCAAAUUUGCAUAUUUUUUUGAAAAACAGGAAGUUGAGUAUAACUCGGCUAUGCAUUGUCCAAUCUGACUCAAACUUCCUGGAUUUAUGGACAGUCCAUGUCUGCACACAUUCAUAUGGUUAUAUUUUCUUUCGGUCAUAGCACCACCCAGUAGUGACAUGGAGUGUCAAGGCUGAUAUCACAAACCGCUGUUGAAAGUCCUUUGGAGAUAUUUACUUCAAAUUUGUGUCAGGGCAGCCUAAAGAAGGGGAUUUAUGUCUAAAAAAAUCUGUGACUUUUUGUCAGAGGGCAGGGCCUCUGCGGGGCAAUACACAAAAAAGUUGCCUUUUUGUCUUGUCAUCAAUUUUUGAAUAGUUAUUACUCUGGCAUACAUCAUUGUAUCUGAGACAAAUUUCAAGUGCUUGAUAACAGUCCCAAAUUUAAAAAAAAUUGCACAGCACCACAACAGAAAAUCACUGUGCCUCAAUUUUUCAUUACGUUACCAACAUGGUUGAUCAAGUCAUGCUGAAAUUUGCCCAGGCAGUUCCCAGGGAGCUGGCCUUACUUGAUGGUCAAAGAUCUAUGUCAAAAGACGUGGCCAUGGUGAUUUUUUGUUCGCCAUGCAACAGCAAGUAGAAUUCUCAAAUUCUUAAAACACUUGUAAAGCACUGAAACCUGGAAGAAAAAUUCCCAGUGCCAUACUGAGAUGAUUGAUAUUACUUUUGUGGGUGGGCAUGGCCUAUUGGCUCAGUGGCGCCCCCUAUAACUUUUUUAAAAAUUCAGCCUCUGCAACAGGUUUAACCUAGGAUAUUGAAAAUUCUUGAGCUUAUAUAUAAUUUAAAGAUCUACAAAAAAGCCUCUUGGACCUAGGCUGUACAACAAACAAGAAGUCCGCCAUUUUUAUUUUUGUGGUAAAAAAUAAGCUGCACAUUGCAGACAUCACUAUUUUUAUAAUUCUUCUUGGACAAUUCAUCCAAACAUCUCCAUGUUAAGGAUAUUGUAAGAAGACAUGUAGAAGUUGAAAAUUUCAUCGGAACGUUUUCAUUACUCAAAGGGGGCGUGGCCAUGGUGAAUUUUUCCUCGCCAUGAACAGGAAGUAGAAUUAUUCUGGGCUUAGAAAACUUGUAGAAUCUUGAAACCUGGCACAGAAUUUGCAGUGAGAAUCUGAGAUGACUGUCCUUUGUGUUUUGGGUGGGCUUUGCUUAUUGGUUCAGUGACGCCCCCUACAAUAUUGCAAAAACAUCAGCUCCUGGAGUACAUAUUACCUAAGCCUUUGAAAAUGCUUAAGCCUGUAUGUAAUCUCCUACAAUUAAGCCUCUUGGACCCAUAUUGUAAAACAGCAGCAAGUCUAUUUUUUCUUUCAUUUUGCGUGUUGAAAGUUUCUAAAAGUCCCUCUUCUCUUAAUGGAACCAAAAUAAAGGCUAUGCUGCCAUCUUGUAAUAAUAUAAAAUACUGCAAUACUAUUUUGGACAGUGUCCAAACAGCAAGCAACACAUUACAAAAUUUGUAUCUAUUUAUCCAUGAAAAUAAGAGAAAAUUACAAACUGAGGGGAGAAAGCAAAGCAUAGAAGAAAAUAAUGAAACAAACUUGUACACAUCUGUAUCUCUGUAUUUGCUCCUCUGAUCUAACUUCAUCACCAAUGACUUGAACAUUCAGAAGGCAAUCAGUUAAUGCUUUUUGCCACUCUGUCAUUUUUCUCCUGUGGAGUGAGCAUGAACACAAGGGAGAGGGAGUGAGGCUGCAAGCAUGCAAGAGAGAGAGAAAGAGUGGCUGAGCCAAGCAGAGCAGAAGGGGGACCUGUGAAGUUGACAACACAAUAGUUUGUUCAUAAUUUGGAGCUGAAUUCAAAAUUUUCAGGGCUCAUUUGGUUUUACUGCCAAAGUAAUAGCAAGCUCUGGAAAUUAAUGAGGGUGAUCCCCCUCUGUUUCUGUGAAAGUGUGAGUGUUACAAAACCCACAUACCCCAUGGGUGCAUGGGUGCGUCUUGUUGCUGGCACCCACAGUUGCUACAUAUCUGCGGUUGUGACAAAUCCCAACGUGCAAUGGGGUGCAAGGGCCUGUUAUCACAGCUUGCAGCUUUAAUUUUUAUUUAUUUCUGCACCACUUUACUUUUAUAAUUUACUGUGUCCUCCUUUGUGUUGUAAAUUCUAUUGUAGUGUUCAUCAGACAUUUGCACACUGUGGUACUUAUUUAAAACAUGUACUAUGAUGAAGUGUAUUCAUAUGUGGAUAUCCAUUAACUGAAAUAAUCACAUAGAUGGUCUCCGCAUCCUUCCUAUUCUUAUGGUAUUGCUCAUUAUUCAGUUCACCAUACUCAGCCAGUCUUUUAUGAGCAGCUCCAACCUAAGCUGUUAAAGCUUUUGCAACCAAUAAAAGUAACAGUAUGAUUAGACCUGUAACUUUUAUACCUUAUCUGUAUGGAGCAACAAGAUGACAGCCCUGGCUGAAACCAGGGAAUAUACCCUACCUUAAAUGAGUAAUUCAAGUUUCUGCCCUGUGGUGAAAAGCUAUGUUUCAUGCAAUUAAGUAAAAGCAUGAAACCCACCAGAGUACAUGUGAGGUUCUUUUUGUAGAAUACUUUUAAAAAGUCAUCAAGUUGAAGAGGGAGGCAGCAAAUAAGGACGUUGUAAUGUUGGGGGAGAUUAAAGGAACAGCAGUGCAUAAUAGAGGUAGAGCUGGCAUACACCGUGCAAUUUCAAGCCGAGUCUAUGACAGUCGUGGCAGAAUGUCAGCUCUUACUGUGCAACUGAAUCGAUUACAAUGACAACCAUCAUACAUUAAUUAUGUGCUAUCAAUGUACAGGUGCAGGUUUUCGCUCUAUCCAUGUUGCCUGUCUGUCUUCAGCUGUUCUAUCAGCUAAGCCUUGAUUUUAAAAAGUUAAGGUAAACUUUUACAGAAUUUGACAUAAAUGUAAGGACAUUUUCUUGAUCAGGUAAGUGAUGUUCUGUCAGACAGACUGUGGUCUGUUCUGGAUGUAGGAUAAACCACAUUCACAUUUGUAAUAUGUCGUAUCACAAAAUAACAGUGAACAAAUCAGUCAUUAAUAUAACUUCCUGGUGAUUAAUCAGUUCCUGGUCAACUUUUGGCUUUAUGAUGGAUAUUUUUGGUCCAGUAAUACCUGUAUGACUAUUUUUCAGCUUCAGGUAUUUAAACCGACAAUUGAAGGUUUGUGUCAGUCAUUAACAAUAUAUCUCCUUUCAGGUGUUUUCUCUCUUGAAUGAUUGCUAUAAAAUGAAAACACACUUUUUCCCAUUUGAACUUCAACUUCAGAUGUUUAUAUGAAUAAAAUACUUACUACUUAACUUUUAUAUUCAUCUAUGUAAUGGCUUAAGUGAUCUAGUUUAGCUUUCUAGAUAACGCAAUUUAUUAAAGGUAGAAAAUGAACCAAACAACCAUAUGAGCUGCUGUUCCUUUUUGUCCUCUUCAGACAGAUCAAUGGACUCUGAUGCCAAUUGUACAAUGAAGGUGGCGGCUCUCGGUCGGCCUUUCAGCCUCGGGAUGUUGUACGACUGCCGCAACGACUCACUUGUCCCUGGACUGACAUUGUGGGACCAUGAUGACCUAAACAAAAAUAUCAGAGAACAACCUCAGAAAUACAGUGAUUUUAAGAUAGUUGCCUCAGAAUCAAUUGAAGAUAAAUCUUCAGCGCUCAGUGUUAAUGCAUCACUGAAGGCAAGUUUCUUGGGUGGACUUGUAGAGGUAGAAGGAUCAGCCAAAUACCUGAACAACAGUAAGACUUCCAAAAACCAAGCCAGAGUAACACUGAAGUACAAAGCAACUACAAAGGUCAAGGAACUGUCCAUGAAUCAUCUUGGAAGAGGAAAUGUGAAGCACCCAUAUGUCUUUGACAAAGGAUUAGCAACACAUGUAGUCACAGGUAUCCUUUAUGGGGCCCAAGCCUUCUUUGUCUUUGACCGUGAGGUUUCUCAAAAUGAAAAUCAACAAGACAUUGAGGGAAGCUUGAAGUUGGCCAUAAAGAAAAUUCCUCUUCUUGCUAUUGAGGGUGAAGCUUCACUGAAAAUGGAGGAAAAAGAAAGGGCAAAUGUUAAGAAAUUCUCCUGUAGUUUUAUUGGAGACUUUUCCCUUCAGAAAAUGCCCACAUCCUUUGAGGAUGCCAUACAGGUCUACCAAAGUCUGCCUUCUCUGCUGGGAGCCAAUGGAGAGAACGCAAAACCAAUGAAGGUGUGGCUGCUGCCACUGACAACUUUAGAUUCUUCUGCUGCUAAACUGGUUCGUCAGAUUAGUGUUAGUUUGGUGCAAGAAUCACAGAGAGUCCUGGAGGACUUCAUUGAGCUGGAAAUGAGGUGUAAUGAUGCUCUGAGAGCCACCACGGCAAAGCAAUUCCCAGAGAUGGAAAAAAAGAUUAAAACAUUUAAAGAGAUGUGCUCUGAGUUCAAACUGGAGUUCCAACGAGCACUGGCAAAGAAACUUCCAUCAAUCCGAGGAGGAGGAGAAGAGGAGGCUGGGCUCGCAGAGAUCCUGAAGAAGAUACAUUCUUCUCCAUUCAGCAACAAAAACCUGAAUGAGUGGAUGAACUGUAAAAACAGAGAAAUCUUGAUUUUAAAACGUUUUACAAACAUGAUGAAGAACACAACGGUAGUUUCGGCCCAACAUGCUGAUGAGCACAUUUUUAGCUCAGACCACUGUGUCUGUUUUGUUUUCACCUCUUUGGGAGUGGAUGAACCGUUCCUCUCAAUUUUAUCAAACUACUUAAGCCAAAAACCGGAAUCAGAAAACCCUGGAGAUCCUCGUACUCAUGAUGUAGAGAGGGAACAGUGGUACUCUUCAAAAGAAGUGUUAGAUUCACUGAGGACAAAGGCAAAGCUCUUCAGUGACUUUGCAGAGGCCAACCAGGAGAACGUGAACAUGAAGUUCCUGACAGUCGGAAUGACAAAUCAGACACAGAAAGGUUCAAGCGUCUACCUUUAUAAAGACGGCUUUCCUGUCACUGAGGACUUUGAGCCGCCGUCAAAGCCUGAAACAUUCACAGAUAGUGAUGUGAACCACAACAGUGUGACACUGAAGUUUGAUCCACCAGAGUUUGGAUCAGAGAACAUCACCUCCUACUCUGUUGAGUACUGUGUCAGUGGAGAGGAAGGAUGGAAACAACAGACAGCAGAGAAAUCUGGAGAAAUCACAGUGGCUGAUCUGAGUCCAAACACAGAGUACAUGUUCAGGUGCAGAGCAGUGACCGAUGUGGGUGUUGGACCAGCAAAUCAAAUCAGCAGUCCCAUUAAAACCUUACCAUGGAGCACUCCAGGAAAACCACAAGUUCAGUCGGGCUCAACUGAGAUAUCAGUAAGGUGGGACAAACCUGCUGAGAUUGGAGAAGAUGUCCACAAUUUGAGCUACAUCGUGGAGUACGCCAAAACAGGCACAGAGGAGGAUCUCCAGUGGAAUCAAAAGAAAACAGGAGCUGAGGAGAUGAUCAUCUCAGGGCUUCAGCCAGAGACAGAAUAUGCUGUCAGGGUCAGAAGUUAUUGUGGUGCAGCUGGAAGAAGCAAGGAGAGUGUCACUGUGAAAGUCUCCACUACCAAAUACAAUCCUCACCAGAUCUGUACCAUGCGACAUAUGUGUCACAAAUGCUACAAGAAAAUUGGUCUGUGCAAAGAGGUUGUCACUCCUUAUCGCACAGGUGCUGUGACAAAGUAAGAGAGGUGUGUGCAUGCCAGGCACGCAGAUAGACUUUAGGUUAUACUUGUCGCCACAAAAACUUAUGGACCAAAUAUGGACCAAACUGUUAACAGUGUUUAAUGAAUUUCUAAUAAUGUUAGACAUGUUGGUCCUUUUGAAUUGGCCUGCAAGAAAUCCAUCAAAAAGGCCCAAAUAAGAACAUAAACCUUUAUUCUAGUUCUUAUCUUUACUAGGAAUGCACAGAAUUGGGGUUUAUACAAUAUGGGGGUGUUACAAAUUAAAUUCAGCAGAUCAAUACCAAUAUAUAAAUUCAUAGACCUAACACUGCAGUCCCUGAAACACAGUUUAAUGAUGGCGAAAGAAACAUAUUUCAGUCUAGAACAAAUUAAACACAUUAAAGUUUAAAUAGUAAGGAUGAACACAAAAGAAGACUUCAGCUGUCAGUUGGUCCUGCCUAAAGUUAAAAAAUGAAUGAACACAAACAAAAGGAUUACCACUGCAAAAAGCUGCAUGAAUGGAGCUCAUUUUCUUUUGUUUUUUAAACUUACAGUUCAGCUAGUGUUCAUUGUGCAGUGUCUUUAAACAUAACUUUAAAAUCUCAGCUUUUCUUUAAUUUUUUCGGGGGUGGGGGUGGGGUGUUUCUUCUCUUUACUUCUAUUACAUUUACACUGAGUUAUCUGCUGUUAGAUUUAAUUUUUUUUUAAUUUAACAUGAAGUUUUCGUUGUUUGUUUUGGAGAUUUAUUAACAUGAAACCAAUCAAUAUGAUGGAUAUACUCCUCAUUUUUAUGUGAAUGAUCUUUUAUCUUACUCUCAUGUUAUCAUGUAAAACCUCUCUCUUAUAAACAGGGAAAUCAUUGAAUGAUCAAUAAAUCAAUGUUACUAAAUUCAAA
Messenger RNA from Cheilinus undulatus (humphead wrasse), 7583 nucleotides. Its product is annotated as stonustoxin subunit alpha-like. NCBI's taxonomy places the organism in Eukaryota, Metazoa, Chordata, Actinopteri, Labriformes, Labridae. The record is from RefSeq and is a predicted model, not a curated record. The coding region runs from base 4455 to 6710 and encodes 751 amino acids. The transcript is spliced from 2 exons. Gene Ontology annotation, molecular function: protein binding.